Macrosteles quadrilineatus (aster leafhopper) is the source of this 945-nucleotide messenger RNA. RefSeq lists its product as uncharacterized. The record is from RefSeq and is a predicted model, not a curated record. The transcript has a single exon. Bases 1 to 945 code for a protein of 314 amino acids. Lineage: Eukaryota; Metazoa; Arthropoda; Insecta; Hemiptera; Cicadellidae.
AUGUACCAUUUGGCCCUCCACCUCUUCUCGGUCUACCUGUACCUGAUGUACCAUUUGGUCUUGGGCCUCUACUUGAUCUACCUGUACCUGAUGUACCAUUUGGUCCUCCACCUCUACUUGAUCUACCUGUACCUGAUGUACCAUUUGGUCCUCCACCUCUACUUGAUCUACCUGUACCUGAUGUACCAUUUGGUCCUGCGCCUCUACUUGAUCUACCUGUACCUGAUGUACCAUUUGGUCCUCCACCUCUACUUGAUCUACCUGUACCUGAUGUACCAUUUGGUCCUCCACCUCUACUUGAUCUACCUGUACCUGAUGUACCAUUUGGUCCUCCACCUCUACUUGAUCUACCUGUACCUGAUGUACCAUUUGGUCCUCCACCUCUACUUGAUCUACCUGUACCUGAUGUACCAUUUGGUCCUGCGCCUCUACUUGAUCUACCUGUACCUGAUGUACCAUUUGGUCCUCCACCUCUACUUGAUCUACCUGUACCUGAUGUACCAUUUGGUCUUCCGCCUCUUACUUGAUCUACCUGUACCUGAUGCAACACUUGAUCCACCUCUACUUGAUUUAACAUUACAUAUCUUAACACGUGUACCUGAUGUACCAUUUGGUCCUCCACCUCUACUUGAUCUGCAUGUACCUGAUGUACCAUUUGGUCCUCCACCUCUACUUAAUCUACAUGUACCUGAUGUACCAUUUGGUCCUGCGCCUCUACUUGAUCUACCUGUACCUGAUGUACCAUUUGGUCCUGCGCCUCUACUUGAUCUACAUGUACCUGAUGUACCAUUUGGUCCUCCACCUCUACUUAAUCUACCUGUACCUGAUGUACCAUUUGGUCCUCUGCCUCUACUUGAUCUACCUGUACUCGCUGCAACACUUGAUCCAACUGAUGACCCAAUACAUCUACUUGCUGAUAAACAGUUGGUUCACGUAGAGGCGUGA